AUGGCCAUGAAGCGCAAAUUCGACUUUGAUGCCACUGACGACUGCCCCCAGGUCGCCAAGCAACUCAAAAUGGUUCCCUUCCCCAACUAUGAACCUGACGUCGACGCUCUUAUGUCUGAAUCUCCUUCACUUGAUGCUGUCUCAUUUUUCCCUGAAAACUAUCAUACUCGUCUUCAUUCUACUGCCAGCUCGUCAAGUGGUUCGUCUCUAUAUUCGGAUGCUAUCGACCAUCAUUCUCCUCUCUACCCUCGUCUCGCCCAGGUCGCCGACUAUCAACCGGACAACUCCGACAAGGCCGUUGGGCUAUUACAACCUGCAAGUUCAUUCACUCACCAUGGCUCGCAUUGCUCACAAAUACCCAAGCUUCGUGUUGCCUGCUCCGCUGGUCCCGACGGCUCAAGGACAAUGUGGAGCUUUUGUGAACAAUGCGGCGCGAUUUCCAUGGUGGAUUCGGACUGA
Molecule: messenger RNA, 459 nt
Organism: Suillus bovinus
Lineage: Eukaryota; Fungi; Basidiomycota; Agaricomycetes; Boletales; Suillaceae
Exons: 4
Coding region: 1-459 (152 amino acids)
Source: RefSeq, a predicted model, not a curated record